Messenger RNA from Puccinia graminis f. sp. tritici CRL 75-36-700-3, 2754 nucleotides. RefSeq lists its product as uncharacterized. NCBI's taxonomy places the organism in Eukaryota, Fungi, Basidiomycota, Pucciniomycetes, Pucciniales, Pucciniaceae. The record is from RefSeq and is a predicted model, not a curated record. The transcript has 3 exons. Bases 1 to 2754 code for a protein of 917 amino acids.
AUGCUCCGUUUGCCCAACCAUCCCCGCCGCCCCGUAGGAAUCCAAACCAUCGAUCAGCCUCAAAUCAUCCAACAGCUGAUUUCACCCCCAAUAGUCCGCCCACCACCACCGCUGCCACAGUGGCUUCAACAGCAGCAGCUCAAAAAACGCAAGCUCAGGCAACCUCAACCGGAAGAAGCCGUUCCACCUAAGCCUACUACUGCCGUCAGCCGCAAACCUCGCUCGCGGAUACCUUUCCAAUGGAGGCUGCCAUCCUCUUCCGCUUCCUCUGCCGGUGGUUCUACCUCCAAUCAGGCUUCCUUGCCCAACUUGUCAUCUGAGCAGGUUCUGCCUGAUGAUACCUCACAACCUUACCCCGGUCCAAACAAUCCCUCUCAGAAAGUACCUCAUAAGAAAUCCUCGAUCUUCCACAGCCUCGUCAGAUCUCAUUCAAUUUCUUCCAAUGUUUCAGCAUCAUCAACUUCUGCUGCUUCCUAUCUGACUGCAAAUCGGCCCCAAGCUGCCCCUCGGAGUUUGUCAAACCAUUCUGAUUCAAUUGCUAGUCGAUCUUCUUCAAGUGGUUCGGCCAUCCUCAAAUCUAUCUGUUCCGAUGAGUCUAUUGAAACACACCCUCGACCCACCUGUACUACCUCAAGUCCACCUGCCGGUAGCCAUCCCAGUUCUUCCUCAUCCUCCUUACAUCCUUCACUCAACUGUCCCACAGACUCCGAAUUCGAGUCCCUGUCCGAUGACCACGAGGAGGUUCUCUCUUCUCAUUCUCAUCUAACCUCACUAGCCGCCGCUCGAGCUACCGUUCGUACUCCAUCUCCUGGGCCAUUCAUCUCCAACUCCAGCACCCAUAGUCUUGGAUCAGUCUCCCAGUCAAGAGUUUCAGAAGCAUCCUGUCCCCCAAUCAGUUCUCCCCCACCUCAAUGUCCUUUGCCGCCAUCCCCCUCGGAUACAACCCAUGACACUCUCUCCCAGCCUUUCAGCGAACUGCCCUUUGCUUGUCCUUCGCCCAACAUGCCCAGUCAUCGCGUCACCAACCGACAAGGACGACCGAAACUGGCCCAAGCUCCUCCACUUCCGCGUUCCCGGACACCAUCGCUGGUUAUUCGCCCCAAGUUUGCCUCCAGCCAACACAACCUCGAUCUCACAACCCACAGUACCUCAUCCAAAUGCAGUUCCGACGCGCAUCAUCCCCACAACAACGCGCCCGAUCACGUAGAUCUGCAAGAUCGUCCCAUAUCUGGACCCCCCAAGAGUGAAAUGAUGCGCGGCCUUGGAUGGGGCCGUGCCCCGAUCGAUCCUCCGCGUCUGAUCUCUCCCUCACCCAGUCUCGUCCAGAACCCCUCGCUAUCAGAUCUGUCGAUCAAUCGCCCUCUACAGGAUGCAAUCAUUGCCGAUUAUCUGCUCGCACCUCAUAGCUCCAAUGAACCACCACAGCCAAGUCAGCUUUCAUCGCCACAGGAGACCCCGCUGCUCAAUCGGACAAAGACAUUCAAGGAUCGAUUCACGCUAGCCAGCACUGCUCCCUUAAGAUUAUCCAAGAGACAGCAUGUCCGUCAUCAAAGUACGGCGUCGGGUACCGGUCGGAGCAUUGCCAGCAGCUUGUUCGGAGCCCUCAGCCCUACGAGCAACCGACACACAGUCAUGGAUCCCGAGGAUGAAAAGCGCAAGGUCGAAUUCAAGAGGAUGAUUAGUUAUCCAGUUCUCAAUCAUUGUACUAGCGGCGAUCAUGACACGUCGAACGCAGAUGACUUGAAAAACUACCAGAGUGAACCAGAAUUGGAUGGUUACAAUGUUAGCAUCGAGGCUGCUAUGCGUUCACUCGAAGGCAUCAAACCUCCCGAGAUAGAUUCCAUCACUAAGCCAGCAGGAUCCACCAAGUUCACGUCAAAUGAGCUGGAAGACCGGCCGAUCUCUUGGACUUUCGAAGACAAGCCAGAUCUAUCAGAUUUCGAAGCCAGUCGCGAGUUUAGUUUUACUGGUGCAAAGUCCGAUGCUUGGACGCAGAAGCUGAAGAGAAGGGUGUCUGUGAACCGGUUGAUGAUCAAGUCAAGGAACAAUCAAGCCAGCUCACCCUCUCCUGUUAGUCGCAGCAAGAAUAGUCCCGAUAGUGGAUUUCGGCAGUAUAAGGUCGCCCAGAAACAAUUGAGGAACAAAGCAAGUGCCCGGCUGAGGCCACUGAUACGCAAAGUCUCCUCUGUAUCUGGUAGGCAACGUGCCUGGACCGCCGAGUCCGAAAGUAGAGUGGCCUUCGAAGCCCAUAAACUUGAUAGAACCGGGGAGGAGAAUGAAGAGGAAGAGUUGCUGGCGUUAGGUCGAACUCCCACCCGGCGUGCCAAUCCAGAAAGACUGAUUAAUUUCAAGGCUGAGAGUCGUCUUCGAGCGAUUCGAUCAUCAAUUUCCAGGGGUCAUACUCCCCGUAGCGCCUCUUCGCCGACGGUCAGUCUAAUCACCCCACAACAAAAUAAACCGUUCCUGAGGUCCAGCCAAUCGAUUCGAGAGAAGCGCAAGAUCUUUGAGCGACCUAUCAACCCAUCCUCCGAUUCAAUUCCCCGCUAUUCAUGUUCGGCACACUCAUCCUUGGCCGUCUCGAUCGCGUCCUCCAGCCACUCUACAUCCAUGGGCACUUUGUCAUCAACCUCGGCUGUCGACCGACGAUCCAGUGUCCCAAGUGAGAGACGACAUUCCAAGCGCAAGCCAACGCCUGCAGAGAUCAAGUUGAGAGAUGAGACCCAAAGCGUCAAAGCUCCUGGUAGACAAAUUUGA